This is a messenger RNA of Syngnathus acus (greater pipefish), 2277 nucleotides long. RefSeq names its product Ras homolog, mTORC1 binding like 1 (gene rhebl1). Gene Ontology annotation, molecular function: GTP binding; GTPase activity; GDP binding. Gene Ontology annotation, biological process: small GTPase-mediated signal transduction. Bases 363 to 917 code for a protein of 184 amino acids. Gene Ontology annotation, cellular component: plasma membrane. The transcript has 8 exons. The record is from RefSeq and is a predicted model, not a curated record. Lineage: Eukaryota; Metazoa; Chordata; Actinopteri; Syngnathiformes; Syngnathidae.
GCUGCUUUUUACGACUGUGUGCUUAUACUUUCCGUUACUAUAACCUGCUGGUUGUAACCGCGUAGGAAAACAAAGCGGAUCUGUAAACUGUUCAAGUUCGGGCGAUCGUUUAGAGAUUUCGACUCAUCGAUCGAUAUCGCAGACUGUACCAAAUUGAGAGCAAGAAUUGUCCCUCUUCAAAAAGUACAAGGCGUACUUCCUGUGGUGAAACUGCUUCGAACUGGUAUAGGCCCAACAGCGAGCUCCAUCAAAGUUUGUUGUUGUCACGUGACGUAAGCCGAAUGUGGCGAUAAAAGUUAGUUUAGAGCGUUAAACUAGCUCCGUGUGCUACAUAGUUGAAACGUAACGCCGUCUCCGCCGCAAUGCCGCAGCCAAAGUACCGGAAGAUUGCUGUGAUCGGUUACAGAUCUGUAGGAAAGUCAUCUCUCACAAUACAAUUUGUGGAAGGACAGUUUGUCGACUCCUAUGACCCCACAAUUGAAAACACCUUCAAUAAAAUGGUCAGCGUCAAUUGUCAAGACUUCAAUCUUCAGCUGGUUGACACUGCUGGACAAGAUGAAUACUCAAUUUUUCCCCAGUCCCACUCAAUGGACAUCCACGGCUAUGUCCUUGUUUAUUCUGUGACAUCCAUGAAAAGUUUUGAGGUCGUUCAGGUUCUCCACGACAAGCUGCUAGAUAUGGUUGGAAAGAUUCAGGUUCCAACCGUUCUUGUGGGGAACAAAAAAGAUCUCCACAUGGAAAGGGUCAUAAAGCCAGAGGAGGGAAAGAAGCUCGCUGAUUCCUGGGGUGCUGCUUUCAUGGAAUCCUCAGCCAAGGAGAACGAGACCGCCGUGGAGGUUUUCAAGCGAAUCAUACUGGAGAUGGAGAAAGCCGACGGGAAUGCCCCGCAGCAAGAGAAAAAGUGUGCCGUGAUGUAAGAGUGCAUUGAGGACAUGGUCAAAGUCACCUGCUGAAGCCAGGAGGCGCACAGCUCCACCAGCAUACCAACGACGACGACCUCACCAACAAGCCCCCCCCCCCCACCUCCUCCCGGCAGUGCUGCCAUCUUCAAUUCACAUUAAACUAUUCCACCAAAAGAAGCUCAGGCAGAGAAGCACCUUCAUUAGACAUUUGCUUGAAAUAGUAAUGUUCUCGAGUGGGUUUCAUUUUAACUCCGAUCCUAAUUAGCCGCGUACAAAAUUCCCUUGUAAUGAUAAUUAUUUGUGAAUGCCUGAUGACAUUGGUUUGUGUUAUUUAGGAGUGGUUGGUGUCUCGUGCCGGCGGCUUGACAAUUUUGGAGCCCCAGUUUUUGUUUUUGCUGUAAAUGUGCUGGUUGAUCAUGUCACAGUGGCGGGCGGACUGCCUUGGAUGCUCUUAUUACGAGCUUUUACAAAACACUCUUUCCACACUUGUUUCCAGUGUAAUGUUUAUCAGUUUUCUUUCAAGCUAUUUAUACAUACAGCCUACUCUCCUGUGAACUUUUCUGCUGAGCAGAUUAGUCUGCUGCCCUACAGUUUUUUUCUCAUUUUUCCCAUCACCAGUUACAAAGCUGUUAAUGGAACCCUCAGAUCAAUUUAGUAUAGGUUGGAAAAAUAUCUUAGCUUUUUGCUACAUAUGGCUUUUAGUCAAAUCUAAAUAGAAUGGGUUUUGCCGUUUUUCUUUUUGUUUCUUUUUGUUUUUUUGGAGUGAUACAGGCUUUUGCGUGCCCCGUUAGUUUAGAGCAGUUCAUAGAGGUAAUUUAUCACAAGUCAUUUGGACAUCUUUGUAAAAUACAAUGGGAUGAGUUGGCUUUAUUGUUUAUGAACUUGUCAUGAUUUCAAGGUUUAAUGAACCUGUGUUAUGCAUGUGAUUUAAUCUAAACUCUGGAUUGAAUAAUCACUGUCAAGACACUUGAGAUGCAAUGUUUGCAUUUAGUUUUUCUUGGAUCUUGUUGCCUUAAAAUACACUUGUAUGUGGACUAUCAUCACAUUACAUAUUCAACUUUUUCCUCAUACAGUUUGUAAUAUCUUUUCUUUUUUAUCAAGUGCUUGGUGGAAUAAGUAGUCCUGUAAUGGACAGAGGCUGGCUGGUCAAUGCUGUCUUGUGCCUUACACAUUUUCAAAACUCCCACAUAUGGUUCCCUUCAUGACCAAAGGUGCUCUUACAGGGUUUCUUCAUCUGUUAACUUGAUCUCAUGGGUGUUGACAGUGGUGAUGAUGGUGUACACAACUUGGACGCCAACAUGCCGAUGACGGUCAGCGUUCAUGCAAAAAAAUCUUGCUGUAAACAGUUUGUAUAUAAAAUCUGUUACUCAUUUGA